CGAAACGAAUUUCAAUUCCCGCUUAUAGCCAACCAAAUAAUCAAACGCUUCGAUUUGUGCUUCUUAUAAGAUCGUCCUUCGACCCACUUCGGACUGCUACUACUACUCAAAUAAUCGUAUUCUCUUCAUCUCGGCGGCUUAUAGAUAUAAAUAUUGCUUGUGUAAGCAAUUGUAAUGGAAACAAAUAUACCAUUACAUCCCAUAUUCACCUAAAAGGACAGUGCAUUCGAUGCCGCAAUAAGAAAAUUACUAAAUGGAAAUGGUGUGUGGGCACCAGUGUGGUUCAUAGAGCAUCUAGCAGGCUCAUAUAUUUUGUUAAAGAUGCACUUGCAAGCCGGCUUAGUAUUAAUCUUGAUGUUGAGGCUAAACAUCGCCUUAGACCAUCCUUUACAUAUCGUGGAUCGAGCUGGAUAUAUCUGGAAAAAAAUACUGGUCCAACUGGAACAACAUGUAAUGUUAAUCCUCGAAAAGGCGACGCUCUUGAAACUCUUUUCCUAAUUAAAUGUAUACAGAGUCAUGCUCGAUUUAAGCCAUUAAAAUAUUGUGUGGGCAUAACUCGUUUUUUAGUUGAAGAAUGUAAGACUGAUGAAAUGCAAUUUGUGAGGCUUCCUCCAACAACCAUUGUAUCCGUAAAGGUAUGUUAA
This is a messenger RNA of Drosophila willistoni, 644 nucleotides long. RefSeq lists its product as uncharacterized. Lineage: Eukaryota; Metazoa; Arthropoda; Insecta; Diptera; Drosophilidae. The record is from RefSeq and is a predicted model, not a curated record.